GAGAAAACAGAUUAGCUCUUGAGCGCCAUGAAGUUCCUUACGAUUAAUUUCCUUUUAGUGUUUGCAUCUCUAGCAGUUGCUGAAGAAAUUAUUAUAGGUAAACUCUGUGACUCCUAUAACAUAACAAAUAAUUCAACUGACAUAAACCAGUUAAUAGGAACGUGGUACGAAAUUGCAAAAUAUGGACCAAAAGAAGACUGCAGUACAGACGACAUUUGUAAAAUUAAUGCAACACAUUAUAAUGUAGUACAUCAAAAUGGUAUCAAUAGCAGCCACAAUCAUGCAUACACCAUUCGAAACGAAAAUGGAACAAUUAAUUCGAAUGCAACCACUUCAGCCAUACAAAUAUUAAAUAUAGAAAAUGGGACCGCUUAUGCACUGUGGAGUUGUUUGAAUAUAACUAACACCAGUGACUCGACUCAAUCGUUGAUAAUUCUAUCCACCAACACAAACUACACAGGAUACAAGACUGUUUUAGCUAAUAUGGGAUUUGAUAACACCACUUCAAUUAAUCAUUCACCAGAAAUCUGUAACGUAACCUCGUAUGGUACUUUGAACUUAGCAUCACUUUGUAUUGUAACACUAAUAUUUUUCGUUAUUCAAAUAAUGUAAUACAAUAAUUCAACUUAUUUUAUCUGUAUGAAAAUCAGUAGCAAUAUAUCUUAAAUUUAUUCUAA
This is a messenger RNA of Zophobas morio, 677 nucleotides long. RefSeq lists its product as uncharacterized. The coding region runs from base 28 to 612 and encodes 194 amino acids. NCBI's taxonomy places the organism in Eukaryota, Metazoa, Arthropoda, Insecta, Coleoptera, Tenebrionidae. The transcript is spliced from 3 exons. The record is from RefSeq and is a predicted model, not a curated record.